UGCGCCUGCUGCAGAAUGACGCAACGUGGAACAGGGAUUUCCACAGCAUAAUAAUGGUGGUCUGGGACUACUGACGUCCAGAUACAGUGAACAGACAUGUCAUAGUAUUUGAAACCAGACUUAAAAACUAUCCACAGGGUGAGAGAAAAGUCGAGGAAAAUGGAGCUGACUUUGUUCGGUUUACUUCAAUUGUUGGUGUUGGGAGCAAUUGUGGCUCUAGUUUUGGUUGUGAUCUUCAUCUACAUGACCACAGACCCCAAACCAGACACAAGACGUUAUGACAGUGAGAAAUACUUUGUUGAUCCGACAGCAGGGAGCGAUCAGAAGCAUCCUUUUCCAAGCUUAGGAGACGGAGCGUCCUUGGACCUGUCAGUCAUUGUGCCGUCUUACAAUGAGGAAUUGAGAUUGCCAGUAAUGUUGGAUGAAGCCAUUGGGUUCUUAGAAAACAAACAGAAGGAGAAGAAGUCAUUUUUAUACGAAGUCAUUGUCGUUGAUGAUGGAAGUAAAGAUUCAACAACCAAGGUUGCUUUGGAGUACUCCAAGAAGUAUGGCACAGACCGAGUACGGGUUCUAACGCUGGCCAAGAACAGAGGCAAAGGGGGUGCCGUCCGACUGGGCAUGCUCAGUGCAAGGGGCAGGAACGUUCUCUUUGCUGAUGCAGACGGGGCCACCAAGUUUGCCGACCUUCAAAAGUUGGAAGAGAGUUUGAAGAAAAUCAAUACAAAAGAGGACAAUAUGGCCAUUGUUUGCGGAUCGAGAGCCCACUUGCAGGACGAAGCUGUUGCACAGCGUUCCUUUUUCCGGACCGUUCUGAUGUACGGCUUCCAUUUCUUGGUCUGGUUCCUCUGCGUGCGCGGCGUGCGGGACACGCAGUGCGGCUUCAAGCUAAUGACGCGCGAAACCGCGGCCAGACUAUUCACCAAUCUCCAUGUCAACAGAUGGGCCUUCGAUGUAGAGUUAUUGUAUCUAGCUCAAGCACUGAAGAUCCCUACAGCAGAAGUUGCCGUCAACUGGCAUGAAAUUGAUGGAUCCAAGAUGGUACCAGUCUUCAGCUGGAUUCAGAUGGGCAAGGAUUUAAUAUUGAUCCGGCUGAGAUACAUGCUAGGAGUGUGGCAAAUCCAUGACAAAGUUAAGCUACAGUAAGACUACAAGAAGAGGGUAGUACCUUUUUAUAAUUGCUGCUUCAAACCACUGACCUUGUGGUGAAUAAUUCCAUCCCCAAAAACACCCAUGUGCACAGGAACAAACAUAUAGCACUGUGUACACGUAAUAAAUACUGAGGAACAACACGCAUUGUUGCCCAAAGCAAGUGUGUGCAUUCAGUGCUUAGUUGUUGCAGCUCGAUGUGCAUCUUUGUUGCUGCUGCUGCUGUUAGAACUUCAAUUUUCAACAUUUUUACUCAGAACUCUGGUGCUACUUGUUUUGGGGAUGGAUUUCUAUAACCGAUUUUGUUUUAACUGCAGAUAUUGCAAGUAUUAUUUACUUCUUUACUUAACAGGGGUGAGAUUGGGAGGGGGGUUUGGAAAUGAAAAAGAAAAAUCCAUGAAAUUAUCAGUAGAGGGUUUGAGGGUCACUGAAGGACCUAGAGCAAAGUAGGGUCUAUGGUAUAUGUUUGUAAUUGCUUUAACCAGUUUGUGUCGGAGGACGCGAUAACACGCACUGGCUGUUCUUAUACACAGACACGGCUGACGGGUUAAGACGUCAAGAUUGCCUUGACUUGCUAAUCCGUCGUGAAUUUUGUUCACACACACACGAAGUCUGUGGAGGCGGACCGUGUUUUGAUCUUGAAUUGACCAUUGUGCACGGCCUAUUGUACAUUUUACGCU
This is a messenger RNA of Patiria miniata (bat star), 1826 nucleotides long. It is a transcript of the gene alg5, whose product is annotated as dolichyl-phosphate beta-glucosyltransferase-like. Bases 160 to 1143 code for a protein of 327 amino acids. The record is from RefSeq and is a predicted model, not a curated record. NCBI's taxonomy places the organism in Eukaryota, Metazoa, Echinodermata, Asteroidea, Valvatida, Asterinidae. The transcript has 9 exons. Gene Ontology annotation, cellular component: endoplasmic reticulum membrane.